Salvia splendens (bonfire salvia) is the source of this 1470-nucleotide messenger RNA. RefSeq lists its product as uncharacterized. NCBI's taxonomy places the organism in Eukaryota, Viridiplantae, Streptophyta, Magnoliopsida, Lamiales, Lamiaceae. The record is from RefSeq and is a predicted model, not a curated record. Bases 1 to 1470 code for a protein of 489 amino acids. Gene Ontology annotation, molecular function: nucleic acid binding. The transcript is spliced from 3 exons.
AUGGGGCACCAAGAGUAUUUCUCAGAAUUCAAAAACCAAGUGGUCCAAUUCAUCAUCGGAAGGUGUGUGGGCGGUGUACCUCCUCGUGGCACACUUAAGGAAGCACAACUGAAGUUUACAAUCUCCCGGCACACCUGUACAAGGUGGUGGAAUGCUGCAAAGAAACAGCAACAACGAGGAACAUCAGUUCAAUUGGUAAGUGUAAAAAAAGUGAGGCCUUACCCCAAAAGGUUGCAUCUGGAUGUUGAUCUAUUAAAGAGUAUGCAUUUCUCCAAAAGGUGCAACCUCUUGAGUGUGGCAGUGGGUUUAGGUUGUUCAAAAACAAUAGUAUGGAGGUGGGUUAAGGAUGACCUAAUUAUACCACACACAUCGGCCAUUAUGCCCAAUCUAACAGCUGCAAACAAGCUGUUGCGGCUGAGAUUCACAGUUGAAUCAUUAGAACUUGACAGAAUCCUGAACAAAAUUAGGUUCAGAAAUAUGCACAACACUAUACAUAUCGAUGAAAAGUGGUUCUACAUGACUAAAGGAGCUCAGAGAUUCUAUCUUGCUCCAGGAGAGCAAGAACCUCAUAGAACAUGUAAAAAUAAGAAGUUCAUAUCAAAAAUAAUGUUCAUGUGUGCAGUUUGUAGGCCAUUGUUUGGUGUUCAUGGUGAAGUGUUGUUAGAUGGAAAAAUUGGAAUUUUUCCUUUUACCAAACAAGUUGCAGCCAAGAGAUCAAGUAAAAACGGGCAGGCGGGCACUAUGGAGACAAAACCCAUAGAGAGUAUCACAACAGAUGUGGUGAGGGAUUGCUUGAUCAAUAAGAUAUUGUCUGCCAUCAUAGCCAAGUGGCCAGAUGGGGCAACUAAAGUUCUCAAGAUACAACAAGAUAACACGAGACCACACAUCAAAGACAAUGACCCAGUUUUCAGAGAAGCUGCACAACAAAGUGGUUUCUCAAUAUCAAUUGUGCAACAACCACCUAACUCACCUGACACCAAUGUGAAUGAUUUGGGUUGGUUCAGAGCAAUACAGUCACUACAAACUCAGACUGCAUGCAAUAAUGUGGAUGAUUUAGUCAAUGCAGUUGAGAAAUCAUUCCAUGAAUUACAACCAGAGACUUUGGAUAAUGUUUUCCUAAGUCUUCAAUGCUGUUACAUGGAAAUUAUGAAAGUCCAGGGUCAGAACAGAUACAAGCUGCCCCACAUGGGGAAAACACAUUUAAGGAGGACAAAUCAACUUCCACAGAAUCUAGAAGUUCCAGUGGAGCUGGCUAUGCAAGCAAUUGCUUAUCUGCGAGACCAGGGGAGCAACCAAGGAUUGGAGACAAUUUCCCAAGCCUUAGGAUUAGGAAGGCUGAUUCUCGAGAUCUACGGCGGGAACCGGCCGAAAUACGACCUCUACCCCGAGAAGCGGCUGAAAUACGACCUCUUCCCCGAGAAGCGGCCGAAAUACGCCCUCUACCACGCGACGCUACUGGAAUACGAAUGA